This is a messenger RNA of Lytechinus variegatus (green sea urchin), 906 nucleotides long. RefSeq lists its product as uncharacterized. The annotation marks the transcript as partial. The record is from RefSeq and is a predicted model, not a curated record. Lineage: Eukaryota; Metazoa; Echinodermata; Echinoidea; Temnopleuroida; Toxopneustidae. The transcript has 2 exons.
AGUAGUAGUAGUAGUAGUAGUAGUAGUAGUAGUAGUAGUAGCAGCAGUAGCAGUAGUAGUAGUAGUAGUAGUGGCAGUAGCAGUAGUAGUAGUAGUAGUAGUAGUAGUAGUUAUAGUAGUAGUAGUAGCAGUAGUAGUAGUACUAGUAGUAGUAGUAGUAGUAGUAGUAGUAGUAGCAGUAAUAGUAGUAGUAGCAGUAGUAGUAGUACUACUAGUAGUAGUAGUAGUAGUAGUAGUAGUAGUAGUAGUAGUAGCAGCAGCAGUAGCAGUAGUAGUAGUAGUAGUAGUAGUAGUAGUAGUAGUAGUAGUAGUAGUAGUAGUAGUAGUAGUAGUAGUAGUAGGAGUAGUAGUAGUAGGAGUAGUAGUAGUAGUAGGAGUAGUAGUAGUAGUAGUAGUAGUAGUAGUAGUAGUAGAGGUAAUAGUAGUAGUAGUAGUAGUAGUAGUAGUAGUAGUAGUAGUAGUAGUAGCAGUAAUAGUAGUGGUAGUAGUAGCAGCAGCAGCAGCAGCAGCAGCAGUAGUAGUAGUAGUAGUAGUAGUAGAAGUAGUAGUAGUAGUAGUAGUAGUAGUAGUAGUAGUAGUAGUAGUAGGAGUAGUAGGAGUAGUAGGGGUAGUAGGAGUAGUAGGAGUAGUAGGAGUAGUAGGAGUAUAAGGAGGAGUAGUAGUAGUAAUAGUAGUAGUAGUAGUAGUAGUAGUAGUAGUAGUAGUAGUAGUAGUAGUAGUAGUAGUAGUAGUAGUAGUAGUAGUAGUAGUAGCAGCAGUAAAAGUAGUAGUAGUAGUAGUAGUAGUAGUAGUAGUAGUAGUAGUAGUAGUAGUAGUAGCAGCAGUAAUAGUAGUGGUAGUAGUAGUAGUAGCAGCAGCAGCAGCAGCAGCAGCAGUAGUAGUAGUAGUAGUAGUAGUAGUAGUAGU